UCGGAUCCCACUUAUCCCCUGGCAGACUGAUCCCUUUCUGAGUGAUAUAAUUCCACCCAUGCACAGGUUGUGCUUCCACAGGCAUGUACUUGAAUUGCUUGGAGGAAGGAGUUGACUGCCUCAAGGCUCUAUUGUCUCUGCAAGCCUUGUAGACACCACAGAGGGAGAUGGCCAGGAGCUCACAAGCCCAAAGGUGCUUUUGCAAAGCAAGUAGUCAAACUGUUUCCUGGAACACUGCAUCAGCCACUUCUUCUACUGACUGAGACGCCCUAGACAACUGCAGUGUCAUUGCUGAACUGUCUCUUCCUCCUGAAAGCCACCUAACCUCUUCUGUCCCAUCAGCUCUGCCUCUAUCUGCAAGUUUGAAUGAAUUUGUAUCCAUGUGGCUUCUGUCCGGGAAGGCUGCAGCUCAGCUGGUGAAGCACAGCUCCUCUCCCUGAGAAGGGUGGUCAGCCAAAGUAUGGAGACUUCUUCCCAAGUCUUUAGCGCCACCAGCUUUCAUCCUGUCACAAACGCCAGCACAGAAUGCAAGCCACAGGUGCUGCCCCAUGUCAUCCCCAUCCUGCUGAGCAUCCUCUUCUUGGCUUGCCUUGUUCUGAACAGCGCCAGUCUGUGGAUAUUCUGGUUCCAUAUCAAGCAGUGGAAUUCUGGCAUGAUCCUUCAGUUCAACCUAGUCUUAAUGGAUGCCCUCCUUAUUCCCAUUGUGCCGAUGAUGGUGGCCUAUUUCAUCCUGGGCAACAGCUGGCAAUUUGGUCAGUUCCUCUGCCAGCUCAAAGUCUUCAUCCUCAGCACCCACUUGUAUGGCAGCAUCUACUUCCUGACGCUCAUCAGCAUUCACAGGUACCUUGCUGUCGUUCACUAUAGCACCAGGACCCUUUGGAAGAAGAAGUCCUUCAUGAAGAAACUCAGCUUGUUUGUAUGGUUUCUCCUAUGCAUCCAAGGGCUGCCCUUAUUCAUCAUCCUCAAGACUUCAUUACUCAAUGGCUCUAUGAAAUGCCUGAGUAUCCAUCAGUCGGAGUUCUCCUCUCUUUACUUGUACUACAAUAUUUUUCAGGUGACGGUCAACUUCCUCCUCCCCUUUGGCAUCUCCUUGACCUGCUAUGCCUUGCUGGGAGCUACCAUUGCUAAAAUGAACAGUAAGAGCCUCCGGGGCAGGGUGAUGAAAACAAAGUCCUUACAGAUGAUAAUGGUGUCCCUGGCUAUCUUUGUCAUCUGCUUUGUGCCACUGCAUGUGAGCAGGACUGUGGGAGUGAUUGUAAAGUAUUACAACAUGUCCUGUGAGCGCCUGCACCAGGUGGAAAUGGCAUAUUAUGCCUCUUGGCUUUUCACCAUGGUGAACUGCUGUCUCAAUCCCUUGAUCUACAGCUUUGCUAGUGAGAAGUUUAAUGAGUCCUUCUCAAAAUCCCUGAGAAAAUUCCAGUUCUUAAAGUGAAUUUGCAGGAUUCAAGGCCCAUUCUAGCACUUCCUGGGGGACCAGUCAGAGGUGCUGUAAAUUCUAGAAGCCAGAUCUUUAGCAGUGCCAGAACUCUGCUCGACAUGGUUGGGAGACAGCAAAUGUGGCUCUAAAGGUGUGUCUUCCCUGCAGUGAUGGGGAAUGAUUGCAGCUCAUCGAGAUACAUCCAAGCUAGAUUUAAUCUAGAUAGCUUGGGUCCCAGAGAAGUGAAGCUGUGGCAGUGCCCACUUCAGUGUAUGUUGUGCAAGACCACCUGGAACUCUAACUACUCGUUGGGGUAGUCCAUGCUGAAGUGUACCCUACUGCUCCUUCAUUGUUCCUGUGCUUGAGCUAGCUAGAUUAAAGCUAGCUAAGGUAUAUCUACAUGAGCUGGAAUCCUACCCUAUGAUUGCACUGUAGACAUACCCUGAUCCUCAGAGCUGCUGGGUGCCAGUUCAUCCCCUGGCAUAAUUUAGAGCAUCCUCAGGACUGCUCUAAGGUCUACCAGCUGUAAUGGUCUCCAAGGAGUCUUUCCUGUAACCAGGGGAUCACUGGAGUGUAAGGGUCCUCUUGCCAUAUGCUUUUCCCAGUCAACUCCCACUAAAUUAACCACUGUAAGAGGAAAUCCUCAGGUAGCUGGGUCUGCCAACUUUUGUUUUCCUUGGUGCUGUUGGAAUGGCCCAGCACAGCUACAGGGGGGUUAAUGAUCUGGACUUAAGGCUUUAAACCAAAAGACAGUUUUUCACUGUCAGCAAACCCAGUGAAAAACCCAUUUCUGCAAAAGAGCAAAACAUGCUGAACCCUUGUCUUCCAUGCAAAUCAUAAUGCAGUUUCUCACCAGGAGAAAAAAUGUCUCUGAAGGUAAUGAGCAAUGCAAGGUGCAGGAUGGGCUUGUGAACCCAGCACCAAAGCAUAUAGGGAAAGAGAACCUUCUUCCAGAUGGACAGCCUAUC
Molecule: messenger RNA, 2385 nt
Organism: Dermochelys coriacea (leatherback sea turtle)
Lineage: Eukaryota; Metazoa; Chordata; Testudines; Dermochelyidae
Product: P2Y purinoceptor 2-like
Exons: 2
Coding region: 461-1432 (323 amino acids)
Biological process (GO): G protein-coupled receptor signaling pathway
Cellular component (GO): plasma membrane
Molecular function (GO): G protein-coupled receptor activity
Source: RefSeq, a predicted model, not a curated record